AUGCCUCAGCCUGGGCUAGAUCCGCCUGCGGGUCAAGUGUCCAACUUUGCGAACCCAGAUCGAAGCAUGUUCAUCGCCUGCAUUGCUUCCAACGCCAUUGCUAUUCCCAUCUGCACCCUGUUUAUCGGAUACAUGGGCUACUGCGCCAUAUGCCUCACCAUGUUGAGAUUUGGCGGUGGCCUCCAUCAGUGGGACGUUCCGAUCGAGAAGGUUCCCUACUACUCCAAGACCGUCUACGCAACCAUGGUCAGCUACGGACCGACGGUUUUCGCCACCAAGGCGGCUAUCCUCCUGUUCCUGAUCCGGAUCUUCGCCCCCUACAAGGUCUACGUCAAGUGGAUCUACGCCUUCCUGGGCGUCAUGGGCGUCUACUACUUUGCCAUGAUGAUCCUCAAGAUCUUCAUCUGCCGGCCCAUCUCCAUGUUCUGGGGCGCGACGACGGACGGCAAGUGCUUCAACCAGCGCACCUUGAUCCUGGUGGACAACGUCAUCAGUCUGGUCAGCGACAUUGCCGUCCUGCUUCUCCCCUGCCCUCUGACGAGUAAGCUCAACGUCGGUCUCAUGGCCAAGAUCCGCCUCGGUGCUGUCUUUGGCGUCGGCGGCAUCGCCUGCGUCUUCAGUCUGAUCCGUCUCGUGUUCAUCGUCAAAGAUGGGGAGAACCCGGAUUCGACCUACCACUUUGUGCAGAUUAACCUUACCGGAAUUGCCGAGUGCGGCAUCGGUCUCGUCUGCGCCUGCUUCCCCGUCCUGCCGGGUCUGUACAAGUCGAUCCUCCGCAAGGAGAAGCCUGGUUACUCCGGCGGCAGCACGGCCAAGUCGUCACAGUUCGAGAUGAUGAGCUCGUCGGGCAAGCGGUCCCGCAGCGCGACGCACAACCAGGGAACCAUCCGCUACACCAAGGAGGAGGCCGACAGUGACGAGAACACGCUCAUCCACAAUGGGCAGUCCUACGUAACGACCGACAUCCGCGCCGGCAACGUCGGUGGCGGCGACGACGAAGACUCCCUCGAGCGCAGCAGCGAGGGACGCAAGGGCAGCGGCGACGGGACCAGCGGCGGACAGAUCGUUAAGACUGUCGAGGUUCGACAGUACAGCGAGCAGUAG
Molecule: messenger RNA, 1104 nt
Organism: Geosmithia morbida
Lineage: Eukaryota; Fungi; Ascomycota; Sordariomycetes; Hypocreales; Bionectriaceae
Exons: 5
Coding region: 1-1104 (367 amino acids)
Source: RefSeq, a predicted model, not a curated record